AUGGGAACUUUCUUGGUGCUUUGGCGCUUCGGAGACACCUUGAAGAGAGCGAACAGACGCGAAUUUGUUAACCGACGGACAGCUCCGAACAGUAACAGUCAAGACGUGCAUAACAAGACCGCGGCAAUUAACCAUAGGAUCUUCGGAACAAUAGCCCUUAACGUGAACUUCGCGCGCCAGUCAAGCCUCCGGAUACGCCAUUGCGUACGACAUCCCCCGGUACAUGGCGAUCGUGCAGCGCGAAAACAACGUUUCUCGAACCGAGGUCGUCCUCGGAGCGGGUCGCUCGCUACGCAUCCGAAGUGCCCGGGACACGAGGAAUGCACGCGCAAGAACUAG
Molecule: messenger RNA, 339 nt
Organism: Peniophora sp. CBMAI 1063
Lineage: Eukaryota; Fungi; Basidiomycota; Agaricomycetes; Russulales; Peniophoraceae
Source: the annotation of a GenBank genome assembly